Molecule: messenger RNA, 2172 nt
Organism: Eremothecium gossypii ATCC 10895
Lineage: Eukaryota; Fungi; Ascomycota; Saccharomycetes; Saccharomycetales; Saccharomycetaceae
Gene: FRA1
Product: aminopeptidase P
Exons: 1
Coding region: 1-2172 (723 amino acids)
Molecular function (GO): metalloaminopeptidase activity
Source: RefSeq, marked provisional
AUGACUACCAGAACCGUGGAUGUUAAGGGCUCGAUGGCGUCGAUGAGCGGGUCAUCGAUGCUUGCCACGAUGGUGCCCACGGUCGGACAGCGGCCAUUCAAGCCAUGCGCGAACUGCAACUGCACGCCGGGGCAGCUCUGGCGGCAGGGCCGGCGGACGUCGCAGUUUCUUCGUCGGAUAUCCAACUCGAGAAAGGCUUCGUCGCCGGCAGGGUCGCGCGGGGGCUCGAACGAAUCGAUAUACUCCAGCGACAGCCUCUGGCAGACAAAGCUCGUGACGACGACGGAGCGGUUGUUGGCGCUCCGGAAGCAAAUGGCGGCGGAGGAGUUGUGCUGCUACGUGAUUCCGUCGGAGGACGAGCACAACUCGGAGUACGUGGGCCCUGCUGACCUGCGCCGGCAGUUUAUAACGGGGUUUAGCGGCAGCGCGGGGGUGGCGUGCGUGUCACGGGACAUGCUCAACUUCAACACAGACAGCCCUGAAGGCAAAGCUGUUCUCAAUACCGACGGGCGCUACUUCAACCAAGCCCGGCAGGAGUUGGACCACAACUGGACCCUCCUCCGCCAGGGCGAGGACUCUAUGACUUGGGUCGACUGGUGUUUGAACGAGGCCUACGAUAUGUCUAUUAGCUUGGGAGGUAAGCCUGCCCGUAUCGGUAUUGACCCCAAGCUCAUUGUCGACUCGAGGGUUUUGUCGAUCAAGAAGCAGAUUGCAGACAAGACGAAGGGGACCAAUGCGGUAAUCGAGCUUGUCCCCGUGGAAAAGAACUUGGUGGAUGCGAUUUGGGCCGAGUUUGAGGAACCUCCGAAGAGGGAGCUAUAUCCGCUAGUCUUAUUGCCGUCUGUUAUCAGUGGUGAAUCGUAUCAGACGAAGCGCCAGAGGUUGAUGAAGCAAUUGAAGGAGAACUACGCCGGCCACACGGCUUUUUGUGUGACGGCGCUCGACGAGAUAUGCUGGUUUUUAAACAUACGUGGCUCGGAUGUCGAGUAUAAUCCUGUCUUCUAUGCCUAUUUCGUCAUUCAUCAAGACUCAUCGGUACUAUACACAGACAAUCCACUAAGUGAAGAAAUUGAGAAAUAUCUGGCGGACAACGAUGUUGCUGUGAAGUCUUACGCUGAAGUAUGGUCCGACUUGAAGGAGCUAGAUGUCAAGUUGGAGUCUGCGAAGGAGGCGAUAUUGCUCCCCAGUACAGCUUCAUGGGCUAUUACCUCCAACGUCUCAAACGCGACUUACAAGCUAGUCUCAUCUCCACUUGCAGCUUUCAAAGCCGUCAAGAACGAAGUUGAGAUCAAUAACGCACGCGCAAGUCAAGUGAAGGAAGCUGUGUGUUUGGUGCAGUUUUUUGCAUGGCUCGAGGAGGAGCUGGUACAGAAGGAGAAGUUAAUUGAUGAGUACAAGGCCGCCACGAAACUACAUGAGAUUAGGAAAACCCAAAAAAACUUCGUUGGAAAUUCCUUUGAGACCAUCUCAGCCAGUGGUUCCAAUGCGGCAGUCAUCCACUACAGUCCUCCCUCUGAAGGAUCAGCGAUGAUAUGUCCUUACAAAAUAUAUUUAUGUGACUCUGGAUCGCAGUUCUUGGAGGGCACAACGGACAUUACAAGGACCCUACAUUUCAGUACCCCUACCCAGGAGGAGGUUGACAGUUACACGCUCGUUCUUAAGGGCAACCUUGCUCUCGAACGGCUUGUCUUCCCAGAAGGCACUACAGGUAACAGCAUUGAUGUUAUUGCCAGACAAUUUUUGUGGGAGCAAGGGCUAGACUACAGGCAUGGGACGGGCCACGGUAUUGGUUCCUUUUUGAACGUGCAUGAAGGCCCUAUAGGUAUCGGGCCGUCUGUGGCCUAUGCGAAGUACCCGUUGGCCAAGGGUAACAUUAUCUCAAACGAGCCAGGUUUCUACAAGGAUGGCGAAUUUGGAGUGAGGAUUGAGAACGACAUGUUGGUCUUGGAAGCCGAGGAUCUCAAAUUCGGCACGCGGAAGUUCUUGAAAUUCGAAAAUAUAACACUCGUUCCUUACUGUAGGAAGCUCAUUAACCCAAAGCUUCUAACGCCAGAAGAAAUACAACAGCUCAACAACUACAACAGCAGGAUUUGGUCUGCUGUUGCGUCACACUUGCAACCACAGAGUAUCUCAUACAAAUGGUUAAAGCGGGAAACAGCUGUUUACCGUUGA